AUGCAGGCCUGGCGCAUUGAGCCAUCCGACUACAUCAUCUUACUUCUUCAAUACAAGGAAGGUUACAAGACCAAAGAAGAACUCUUCGCCAUCCCUCCCGAGUCUGUUCCUGCUUAUCUAGCAAUGCGUGUCGGUGCCUCCAAGAAUUACAAGCCAACACAAGAACAAGUCAUCAAUGCUUUCAGUACGCCGAAGAAUAAGACUGCACAUGACUCCAGUCCAGUACACGACUCAGGCUCAGAAAAGUUCCGCGAGACUUUCAUCUCAAAGCCUCUCAAUGAUCUGUUGUGCGAUCGUCUCGUUCCCAUCGUACGCUUCAGAGAUGCCGGCAUGUCGUGGCAAGGCGCCGAAGACUCGUACAUCAUGACGCGGAACGACCACCAUGCCGACGUUUGCGCUGUCGCUCAACAUUUUGAGAAAGAGGAAGCACCGGCCUACCCUUCCGUCGUCACUGCAGACCAUUUGGAUGAUCGUUUGUGCAAAGCUCACUCGUUCCCUCUCGCCGCUAUGCAGUUCACGCUACGCCACUUCGUUCGUUGCACAGAGUUCUGUCUCGUCUGCCACAAGAAGCUCUCCACUGUAGUCGAAGCACUCAAACCUUACGUUUGCGAUGGACCUCUCUGUCUUUACCAAUACAUGACUCUCGGUUUUGGUCCGUCCAUCGAGCAUGAGAUCAUGCACCAAGACAAAGUUGUUGACUUGCUUUUGAGCUUUUGUUACAGCAGUGCCUCGCUGGGAAGACUCAAAACUUUCCCUACAGGGCUUGCUCUGAGCUUACCUCGUUCCAUCGCCUUGCCUAUCCAGGAACAGGUUCGCCACCAGUACGGAGUAGUCGCGCAGCCUUCAAUAUCCUCUUCUUCGAGUUCUGAGGGCCGGCUUCAAGCUCGCCUUGACAUUAGCAAAUCAGAGAUUCUGUUCGACAACGCCGACUCAAACUGCCCUCUCAAANNCAGGGGGGACUGGAUCGCUAUCGAGCUGCCAGAUGAGAUAGAAAGCCCCUCGUUUCACUGCAGAAUUCAGGAUACUCUCGGCCCCUCUGCCAAGAUUGGUCCCCUGGUAGGACAAGUCACUCUGGCUUCCAAGACUGCAAAAUGGUCCACAGCCUUCAUCGACAAGUACAACACCAAUUUUGAUGACUUGCAAGAUGCAGAGAAACGAGGUGCUGUACAGCGCUUGUUGGCUCUGCUUCCGUCAGUUUCAAAGAUGAAGACCUACCUCCUGAAACAGAGUACUCCAAAACUGUCCGAUUGGGUUGACACCAUUUCACCAGCCGCACUAGCAGUCCUGCGUUGGACCUUGGCCUCAAAUCGCUCUUGCAUCGUUGAGGUCGAACCCCACCAGGCGGUACAUGGUAUGUCAAAUUACGUACAAUUUCGCUUCGCUAUGGGAGCACCCGACAAAGAAGCUCGUUUCGUGAACGCUGUCAAGGAGACCGCAGCUCGACUCAAGUCCAAGUAUCCGACCUUCUACGCCUGGCACGGCAGUAUGCUCCAGAACUGGCACAGUAUCAUUCGUGAGGGCCUCCACUUCAACGAGACGCUGAAUGGCCGUGCCUUUGGAAAUGGUGUCUACCAUUCUCCACAUUACAACACCUCGCUUGGUUAUUCCGGCAUGCACUGGCAGUCAGGAGGUGUACCAGGAUCAUACACGUGGCCAAGCUCAGACUUGCAAAUUGCAGGAGCUAUAGCUCUCAAUGAAAUCGUCAAUGCGCCUGACGAAUUCGUCUCUAAGAAUCCUCACUACGUGAUCAGUCAGCUGGACUGGAUUCAAACCCGCUACCUGUUCGUCAGGUGUGGUGCUAGCGCUAAUGACGACAUGCCUAAGUUCGACCAACUUCCAGAGCACAAGCUAGAGCAGGAUCCUAACCGCAUUCCUUCCGGCGAGCAAUCACAGAUCGUCAUCCCAGCACUGCGUAUCAAGGCUGGAAAGCGCAAGCUGACCAACACCAAGUCACCUGGUCCGAAGAAAACCAAGAAGGUGAAGAGNCUUUUGGAUAAGAUCACCAAGCCGUCACAAGUUAUUGACUUGACAGGCGACACCGACGAUGAGAUCGAGCCCACCUUCGAUGACAGUGAGCUAGAUGAUAGCUUGACCGUGGCCACUGAUGAUGAUGACCGUGAGAUCUUCAACGAGCCCCAGAUUCAACAGCAGCUGGCUGUUAGAACAGGCCCGCCACAGACCGACUUCAUCCCAGGAUCACUCGACCAUGAUCAGCUGCCCAAGCUACCCGAACCUUCAUAUGCCAACUUCACGGCGAGCAAGAGAUUGUCACAGGACCUGAAGGCCCUGCUUGACGUCCAGAAGAAUACACCGCUUCAUGAGCUUGGCUGGUACAUCGAUCCUAGCAAAGUCGACAACAUGUAUGCGUGGCUCGUAGAGCUCCAUAGCUUCCAUAUGUUCAGUGAGGAAGGCCAUGUACUUCCUCUGGUCGCUGACAUGAAAAAGUACAAUGUCAAGAGCAUUGUCCUCGAGCUUCGCUUCCCUGGCUCUUACCCUAACAACCCACCAUUCAUCAGAGUCGUAUGUCCUCGCUUCCUUCCUUUCGCGAAUGGUGGUGGCGGCCAUGUCACUGCAGGAGGAGCCAUCUGUCAUGCCGUUCUCACCUCAGACGGCUGGCUAUGCACUACCACCAUCGAGUCUGUCCUGCUACAGCUUCGCAUGGCCAUGGCCUCAAUUGAUCCAAAGCCUGCGCGCUUGCAGAUCAGAGGCACAUCCGCUGAUGGAGAACUCAACUCGUAUGGCACUAGAGAGGCCGUCGAGGCUUACAAGCGCGCUUGUAUGGCUCAUGGAUGGACUAUCCCUGCGGACUUCGACCAGACUGUCGCUGAGGAGCCGCAGCAGCAUUGA
Messenger RNA from Aureobasidium musti, 2847 nucleotides. The record is from the annotation of a GenBank genome assembly. NCBI's taxonomy places the organism in Eukaryota, Fungi, Ascomycota, Dothideomycetes, Dothideales, Saccotheciaceae.